This is a messenger RNA of Symbiodinium necroappetens, 4146 nucleotides long. NCBI's taxonomy places the organism in Eukaryota, Dinophyceae, Suessiales, Symbiodiniaceae. The record is from the annotation of a GenBank genome assembly.
AUGGGCACGGGUUGGCUUCGCGGACGCGGGAUAUUGUCGGAGCUCUGGCAAAACAGGACUACAGGAAGUAUCCCCAUGCUUGAAGACCCGCACUGGCAGAAAGCUCUGCCGCUGUCUGCAGCCCUGCCGAGCACGAUUUCCGAGCGUCUUCCCGAGCUUCUUGCGGUUUGGCGACUCCGCUCUGUGUGUAAAGCAUGGCACCGCGCUACGAUCCGGGCUUGCCUCUUGAGACAAGACAGAUGGACGACCACAGAACUCGUGCGAGUAUCAUGCUCUUACUUUGAGGGUGGCGGCGCUGACUUCUUAGCCAGACGACUAGUUUUGGGUCCACGGCAUAUCGACGAUCCGAUGGGAGGCGAGGCUCAGAUGAUCAUGGUCAAAGGCAAUACAGAAAGCCGAGAAGCUCCACACGAAUUUGAACAUUCAGACGGCAGCUAUGUUUGUGAGAUUCUGAACAACGAGAGGGCAGUCCUCAGGUCUCACUGGGGCAAGCCCUCUUUGCAACCACUUACUGCAAAUGAGCAGUGUCGCAAGUCCAGUCAGUCCGCGGCAGCACGCAUCAACCUGACGAAAAGCGGGUCACCGAUCGCACAUGUUCAGAUUGGGCGGGUCCUGCUGCUUUUUACUCGAAUGGUGCAGAAGGUGUGCAGCUUCAUGUGCCCCAUUGUCAGUGCCGUGUUUUCGGUGCGGCAGGGCAAGGCGCGACUUCUGCGUUUCUAUUACGACGUUGCUAUGGACAGGCAAAAGCACAUCGUGCAGACAGUCUUCCGCUUAGUCAGCACGAGAGUGGACGAGAACUGCUGCUGCUUUGUGGAGGACGAGUCCCUUUUCGGACCCGAUCACAAGAUCAUAUAUAGGCACUUCGCAACCCUGUACUUCGUCUUUAUAGCGGACAGCGCUGAGAGCGAGCUCGGGGUGCUGGACCUGAUCCAGGACCUGCUAAGUUGUCUCGUGUCGGUGCCACUUGUACUUGGAGGUUUCAUUGUUCAAAAUAGCAUCGUGUCACGCAAGCCGGAGUCGGAGGUCUUCGUCCAAGUCCUCGAUUCCUGUUUUGAAAAUGUCUGUGAGCUGGACCUGAUCUACCACUUCGACCGGGCCGGGAGCCGUGCGAGGGAGUCGUCGUCCUUGGAAAAGCUCCUGUGCCCGGCUAGCAGUCAGGUGAACUACAUCCUGGACGAAAUAGUCAUGGCAGGAAUGGUGCUGGAGACCAACGCUGAUCUUAUCCUGGCGGCCGUCAAGGUCCGCACUCAUUCGCAUCCGAAAGGAGACGAAGAAGCUGGAACAGGAGGGGUCAACAUUUGGUUUCUGAAUGCCUGCACAGAUUUUCAUGUUGCACUGGCACAGACACUGUUGAAACGUUGGCUGCAAUGCAGCCCUGAUGCCUCUGCACUUGACCGAGGGCCACUAUGCAGACUUGGUCAAGGGAUCUUUGGUUGCGUUUUGAUGGACGAUGAUUUCGACAGGUUUCUAGAAGCCUCGAACGAUGACGAGGAGAGCUUUUUCCAGCCGACGUGGAAUGCUUCGGCUUCCAGCCGGGACAUCCCGGGCCAUGGCCGCUCGCCGGUGAGAGGAGGCAGUCCUUCAUAUCGUGGGAAGUAUGCUGGUGCUGGUGGAGGAUAUCGUUCCAGCGAUCCGCUUGCCAGCAUUGACCUCAGUUCAUUGCCAAUCCCGGAGCGCACGGCUCCCAAAUCGAAAGUGAAGAGCACCGCUGCUGCAUCUCGGGGUCGUGCGGAGCCUUCUGCAUCUCCAACGGUGCGCAGUGGCAUGCGCCAAUCUAGCGACCGCGCAACUACACCGUCAGCUAAGUCCGAACCUGCGAAAACAAAGCCAUCUCCUACAGCCAACUCAGAUUCGGAGAGCUCGCUGUCUCACGGUCACAGUGAUGGCGAUGCGACCGGCACAGGAGCGAUGGCAUCGAUCUUCGCAAAUUUUAAAGCAGAGAUGGAACAGCAGCUGCGAGAAUCUGCAGAGGAGCAAAAGCGGCAGGAGGAGGUGGAGGACGAGCAGAGGAAAGAGGUCGAAACUCGCAGACGUGCAGAGGAACUGGAAGCGAAGAGACUUCGCGAGGAUGAGCAAAGAAAGCGUGAGGCGGUGGAAACAAAGCGAAAGCUUGACGAGCGGAGGAGCAUGGAGUCCGAAGCACUGGACAGGAAAAUUGAUGAAGAACGGAACAGGAGUGAACACAUCCCGAGACCUCAGAUUGAGAUUGGACAAUUGGGCACGGCAGCUGAUGUGAAGGAAAAUGCUGCAAAGCGAGCUGAAGAGGCCAAAGAUCAUACGAAGGGAGCUUCCAAGGACGAGGCGAUCGGAGACUGGAAGCAAGUUCGACAGGUUCCACAUCAAGUGCAGAAUGCGAUCUUUGACCUGGACAUCAAAAGACAGGAGAUUGCGGAGAUGAAAGACUUGCGCACGAAGACGAGGGAGGACCAGCUUUACGACGAAGAGGCCGCCCACCGACUGGUCUUGUUAUUUUUCUCCGUGCGUGCUUGGUCCGAGAAUUGUGAAGGAGGCCGUGUGCGCAAAGCUGGGGUGCCUGGUGCUUCAAGUCAGAUGCAGGUGUGCCGCAAGUUUGCAGAAAGUGCUGCAGUGGCACACGACUGGGCUCGGAAGACCCAAGCGUUUGCUUGCUGGAGUCGCUUUAGCGCCAGCACGGCAAGUGCCGCAUUGGACCGCAAAGCGCAGGACCAACUUGCUGCAGCAGCUCAACAAGUUGCGGAGACAACUUGCAAGCAGUCCGUGCUAUUGCAGCAAGUGGCUCACUUGGAGCAAGAGGUGGCGAAAUUAAGCCAGGAAAGGGAUACAUUAUCGGGAGACUUGGAAGCUUUGCUUCACAACGGACUGGGAGCGGGCCAACGGAACUCACAAGAGAAGACAUCCGAUUUGCACGGUGACCGAACUCAGAAGCUAGAAGCUGAUCUCGAUCUCGCUGAGAAGAUGCUGCGUGCCUGCGAGAAAGAGAACGAAAAUUUAGCAAGCCAAAACCGCCAGCUUCGGCAAGGAGCUCGCCUACGGCGUGAAGAAGUCGAUGGAAGGCAGUUGCAACUGGUGGCCGAGUUGAAUGCAGCCAAGGCUAGUGCUGAUGCCAACCCAGCCAACAUGGCCCGACUUGUUGACCUGGAGCGGGAGCUUGUGGCAGUCAAGGAAAGAGCUGACGAACACGCAAAGGAGCUGGAAAGGUGCAGAGAGGCAAAGCGACAACUUGAGCGGGAAAUGAUAACGGGACCGUUGCCAAAAGCUGCUCACAGUGAGGAGCUGGAACAUGCCGAAGCAAGACUUGUUCAAAGCCGGAAUGAGGUGUCAGAGCUGCAGGCUAAACUUCUUUUCUAUGCCCAGGGACAGCAGGAGAUGGAGGAGGACCGCAGACAAGUAUUGCGCCUUGGCGAAGAGUUGCGUGCAGCCUUGGGCGAGAAUGCAGAGCUUCGCAAGCGGCCUGCAAAAGAAGCCAGCAAAAAGAUUGCAGAGCUUCGGAAACAAAACGAAGAGUUGCAUGAGUGCCUCCGAAAGCGGCAUCCCGACAGCCUCCUGGCUCUCAUCAAAGCUUGCGAGCCGCCUCCUGAAGAAAAACGCAAGCUAAGUGAGCUGAAAGGCCGCGUCGCGGAACUUGAGGCUCAGCUUGCAGAGCAAGAUGCGUUGUACGAUCGCCGCAUCCGGGCACUCAGAGCGCAAUACGACCAUAUGCGGCACGAGUAUGAGCGACGUGCAGCCAUAAAUCGUGUGCCGGUGCCUGAGACAGAGGAGCCCAAGCGUGCAGCUCCCGACCGCGAGGCUAUCCUCCAAGCCAGAAUCAAAGACCUGGAACGGCAAGUUGAACACACGAAGUCUUACUAUCUCAGCAAACUACGUAAAAGAGAGCCGCUAGUCCCGUCGGGCAAGUCCAACAAAGCCACUGUGCCGACUAAUCCCAGUGGACAUGGAACACAUCACAAUCAGGGAGGCGAUGCUCGACAUGUCCAGCAACUCCAGCUGCAAUUGCAAGCGCAAGAAGACCGCAUAGCGGAGCUGACAUCGGCAUCGGCAUCUAUGAGGAAGGAACCGUGCUCGAUAGUCUUCCUCCGCCUGCUUUUGGCAUCGCCAGAAGCACUAGCGCUUCUCGCGUUUUGCGUGAUCCAGCGCUGGCUGCAUACUGGCUCCGGAAACUCGGAGGAG